AUGGGGCUCUCUCACGUGCUCUCACACGCUCUCACGCGCUCCCUCACGCGCUCUCUCACACUUUCUCUCACGCGCUCUCUCACGCCCUCUCUCACGUGCGCUCUCACGGACGCCUUCACGCGUCUCUCACGCGCUCUCUCACGCGCUCUCUCCUCGCUCUCACGCGCUCUCUCACGCGCACUCUCACGCGCUCUCUCAUGUGCUCUCCCACGUGCGCUCUCGCGCGCGCUUUUACGCGCUCUCUCACGCGCUCUCUCACGCGCUCUCUCACGCGCUCCCUCACGUGCUCUCUCACGCGCUCUCUCACGCGCACUCUCAUGCACUCUCUCACGCGUCUCACUCGCUCUCUCACGCGCUCUCUCUCACGCGCUCUCUCUCACGCGCUCUCUCUCACGCGCUCUCGCUCAUCUCAUGCGCUCUCUCACGCGCUCUCCCACGCGCUCUCCCACGUGCUCCCUCACGUGCUCUCUCUCACGCACUCUCACUUGCACUGUCACGUGCACUCUCACGUGCACUCUCACUCGCACUCUCAUUCGCUCCCUCACGCGCACUCUCAUCCGCACUCUCACGCGCUCUCUCACGCGCACUCUCACGAGCUCUCUUACGCGCACGAGCACUCUCACGCGCACGCGCUCUCUCACGCGCACGCGCUCCCUUACGCGCAUGAGCUCUCUCACGCGCUCUAUCACGCGCACUCUCAGGAGCACUCUCACGCGCACGCGCUCUCUCACGCGCUCCCUCACGUGCUCUCUCACGCGCUACCUCACGUGCUCUCUCACGCGCUCUCUCUCACGCGCUCUCUCUCAUGCGCUCUCUCACGCGCUCUCCCACGCGCUCUCCCACGUGCUCCCUCACGUGCUCUCUCUCACGCACUCUCACUUGCACUCUCACGUGCACUCUCACGUGCACUCUCACUCGCACUCUCAUUCGCUCCCUCACGCGCACUCUCAUCCGCACUCUCACGCGCUCUCUCACGCGCACUCUCACGAGCUCUCUUACGCGCACGAGCACUCUCACGCGCACGCGCUCUCUCACACGCACGCGCUCCCUUACGCGCAUGAGCUCUCUCACGCGCUCUAUCACGCGCACUCUCAGGAGCACUCUCACUCGCACGCGCUCUCUCACGCGCUCCCUCACGUGCUCUCUCGUGCGCUCUCUCGUGCGCUCUCUCGUGCGCACUCUCACGCGCGCUUUCCUGCGUGUUCGCUCCCGUACAGACAACUGCCUGUCAUGCCUCCGUCCCCAGCAGCCACCUCCACGUCAUCGCGGCUUCGCACCGCGAUCGCGCAGUACGGACGCCUGGCAAUCGCCGUCCACAUCGGCGUGUCGACCGUGUCGUUCGCGGGCCUGUACCUUGCCAUUCGCAGCAGCAUCGAUGUGGAAGGGCUUCUGAACAGAGUAGGCCUCCUCCCCUCGCCCACGCACCCGUCUUCCGCGCCUCCGACCGAUGCUGCUCCUCCCUCGACGUCCCAUUCCGUGAAUUCGUUAGAACGUGAAGCCGCGUUGUCAGGGAGCGACCUAAGCUCGAGAGAUCUGCCAGAUUCUUCCUCUUCGGGCAUAGCGGGCAGAAAGGCCGAUCCAGGAUCAUCAGUAGCGACCAGGGAGCAGGCAAGAGCAGAACCCUCUGGUACGGGCUCUACUGGAGCAAAUUUAGCCGUUGGGAAUGGAGAAACCACUGAGAGUGGAGGAGCAGCAGCAGCUGGUUUGAUAGGAAGUGGUGGUGCUUUGGCUGUUGCUUGGCUCUGCAACAAGGCUCUGAUUCCUGUCCGUGUGCCCAUCACCCUGGCGCUCACCCCACCCAUUGCUAGAUUCCUGACAGCGAGAGGCUUCAGAAUUUAA
Molecule: messenger RNA, 1839 nt
Organism: Closterium sp. Naga37s-1
Lineage: Eukaryota; Viridiplantae; Streptophyta; Zygnematophyceae; Desmidiales; Closteriaceae
Source: the annotation of a GenBank genome assembly